Messenger RNA from Strongylus vulgaris, 634 nucleotides. Lineage: Eukaryota; Metazoa; Nematoda; Chromadorea; Rhabditida; Strongylidae. The record is from the annotation of a GenBank genome assembly.
GACAGCGAUACGCUACUUGGGUCAUCGUUACCAAUUAUGUCCGAAGUGAUAUGCGCAAAGAUAGUCAGGUGUAUCCCGAGAACUCUGGAUUUGAUAGGCUUUCCUGGUCAAUUGGUUUUGUGAUCAUAUCGGCCUCGGCCAUGCUAUUCCGAAAAUUUUGGCUUACGCCCUCUUUCCUUAUAAACCUCCAAAUCCGUUACAUCAGUAUGACGAUCUCGUAUAACCUGGAUGUUUCGUCAGUAACCACCUUCUCCUUCUUCAAAUUGCUCUUCCGAUGGAAAGGUUCUAUAUGGAAAUCUGUAAAAACGGAGCUCAUUAUAUGGGUGUUCUUUUACUACGUAAUUUUUUGUAUAUACCGAUAUGUUUUGGAUGAAAACUCUCAAAGCACCUUCGAAAAAAUUGCUGCACAUUGCGACAAAAAGCUUGACUAUAUCCCCCUUCAGUUCAUGCUUGGAUUCUUUGUUACAGUGAUCAUCGAUAGAUGGAAAAAUAUUUUCAACAAUAUGGGAUGGAUUGAAAAGUACCUCGUACUUUCACAGGUAUUGGUAUUUCGUGACAUAUCGCUGAGAGUAAGAAGGCGAUUUCCCAAUUUGGAAUCUAUAGUGACUGCUGGUAUAACACACGGACUCUAAUC